This is a messenger RNA of Bactrocera tryoni, 3113 nucleotides long. It is a transcript of the gene iPLA2-VIA, whose product is annotated as 85/88 kDa calcium-independent phospholipase A2. Gene Ontology annotation, cellular component: mitochondrion. Gene Ontology annotation, molecular function: protein binding. The record is from RefSeq and is a predicted model, not a curated record. NCBI's taxonomy places the organism in Eukaryota, Metazoa, Arthropoda, Insecta, Diptera, Tephritidae. Bases 186 to 2804 code for a protein of 872 amino acids. The transcript has 14 exons. Gene Ontology annotation, biological process: lipid metabolic process; positive regulation of ceramide biosynthetic process.
GCUGAUUCCUGAUACAGAAUUUUUUAAACAAUUAAAGUAGUGUAACUUUGGUAAACAGAGAAUCCAACGGAAUAACUUUUUUAUAUACAAUAAAAUUAAAAAGAAACUCGUGAAAAAGUGGUCAUCGUAAACGGAAAUUAACGAAAAUAUCUUAAAAGAAAUUGCAGUUAACAGAAAGCUACAUUAUGUUUAAUGUUCUUCAACGAUUAUUAGGAGGUGACACACCGCCAAAUAAAGUGCUGGAAAUUAAAGGCGAAUCCCUAGGAAGUUUAUUAGUAAUAGGGCGAGAUGAAGGCAUGGUACUUUAUUCACCGCCCUUCAAUUCAACAGACAAAAAGGCAUGCUACGAAAUUGUUCUCCAACGUCAUGUUAAUGACCCCGUCAACACUUGCUUUAGCUUAUAUCGUUCGCCUAUUCAGCAAGAAGCAGAAGACCGAUUCAAUGCUUUUGUACAUCGAUUACCCGUAUUUGUUUCUAUCGUUAAAGAGUUUUUCAAUGUUAACGGUAUACAAAGAGUAUGUGACGCCUUAGCAGAAAAUCCGUCCUGGUCACUAGCUCACUUAGUCGCCUAUUUUAAUCUUGUGGACUACGUUAGCAAUCCCAAAGUCUUGGAAUUCAUUGAUUACUCUGACCAUGUACACCUGAUGUCACCAUUUCAGCUUGCCAUCAAAACCGGGAAUAUUGAAAUGGUCAAGACAUUGAUGCCACUGUGUAAAAUGGAACAUUUAGAUAACAACAGUAAUUCUAUUUUCCAUUACGCCGCUAGCACAACAAAAGAAAUUAUAAAUUUGUUAACCUCAAAAAGUACGGAAAAUCUCAAUCACAUCAAUUCCGAUGGUUAUCCGCCGUUACAUUUGGCAUGUUUAUCGGACAAACCAGAGUGCGUGAAGGCUUUACUAUUAGCUGGGGCAGAUGUUAAUUUAAACGCCAAAAAUAUGAGUAAAAUAUACAAAUCUAGUACACCGACUUCAGUUGCUGAAUUUCUUAAAACGAAUGCAAAUAAGCUAUACACGCAGGAUAUGAAGUACGGUGGAACUCCACUGCAUUGGUCUUCAUCGCGUGAAACAUUACAUGCUCUCAUCAUGCAGGGAUGCGAUGUCAAUGCCACUAACUUCGAUGGGCGCACAGCUCUUCAUUUGAUGAUUGCUCGAAACAGAUUUGAAUGUGUUGUUACGCUACUCGCUCAUGAUGCUGAUAUUGAUGUUUUUGAUAAAGAUGGGAACACACCUUUACAUAUAGCCAUCGAAAAGAAAUUGGUACCUAUUGUUCAAUGUCUUGUUGUCUUUGGUUGCGAUAUAAAUAUGAAAAAUAAAGAUGGGAAAACACCUAGACAUAUGGUCGGUACUGAUUCAAAUGGUGGUAAAGACAGUGAAAUUCUUUAUAUUUUACAUUCAGUUGGUGCCAAGAGAUGCCCAGAAUCAAGCACGAAGUGUCCCGCAGGCUGCAACGCGAAAGGAUCUUACAAUGGAAUACCACCGGAGUCACCAGAGCCAGUUGAGCAACGCGAGCAUAUUGAAAAUAUGCUAGCAGCAACUAGUCGUCAAGCAAUCGAUGGCUUUUUGGGUACAUCAUUUAACGGUGGCGCGGUUACACCGGAACCUACUGUUAUCGUUGAUACCGAGAAAGAACAAAAAGGACAAAGUAUUAUGGAUGCCCUAUUGGGGAUGUUUACCACGAAAGUCAAUACCGACAGUAAAAAAGUAUCGCCCAGUAAUAGUUUGGAAGGCAAUGGUAGUGGGGAUGCUACUGGGGCCAAUACUCCAACAACACCGGGGUCUUCUAGUGGCUCUAGCAAUAGAGGUGAAAAGCCAUAUGGUCGCGGUCGUUUAUUAUGCCUAGAUGGUGGCGGCAUUCGUGGUCUGGUGCUCGUGCAAAUGCUAUUGGAAAUCGAAAAACUUUCUCAAACCCCAAUUGUACAUAUGUUUGAUUGGAUUGCAGGCACUAGCACUGGCGGCAUUUUAUCACUUGCUCUCGGUUGUGGUAAAACAAUGCGCCAAUGCUUGGGUGUAUACUUGAGGUUGAAAGAACAAUGUUUCGUUGGCUCACGUCCCUAUCCAAGUGAAUUGUUCGAAAAAAUAUUAAAGGACAAUUUGGGCGAGUUCACUGUAAUGACGGAUAUUAAACACCCAAAAAUUAUGAUAACCGGUGUAAUGGCUGAUCGUAAACCAGUGGACCUGCAUCUUUUUAGAAAUUAUCACAGCGCCAGCGAUAUUCUAGGAAUUGUUACACCUAUUAAUAAUCGUCGUGUGCCUCCACCGCCCCCAGAAGAACAACUAGUUUGGCGUGCAGCUCGGGCGACAGGAGCAGCACCAUCAUAUUUCCGUGCUUUUGGGCAUUUCCUUGACGGCGGCUUAAUCGCAAAUAACCCGACAUUGGACGCUAUGACCGAAAUACAUGAGUACAAUAUGGCAUUACGCAGUGUGGGUCGUGAAAAAGAGGCUGUCCCGGUUUCAAUAGUUGUUUCCUUAGGCACCGGUUUGAUACCAGUAACUGCGCUUAAGGAUAUUGAUUUGUUUCGCCCUGAAAGCAUAUGGGAUACCGCCAAAUUAGCUUACGGGUUCUCAACAAUUGGUAACUUGCUUGUGGAUCAAGCGACAGCUUCUGACGGACGCGUUGUCGAUCGCGCACGCGCCUGGUGCAGCACUAUCGGUGUUCCAUAUUACAGAUUCAAUCCACAACUCUAUGAAGACAUUGCCAUGGAUGAAAAAGAUGAUCAGAAACUGAUAAAUAUGUUAUGGCAUUCAAAAGCCUAUAUGCACAACAAUCGCAACAAAAUAAUAGAAAUGAUAAAUUUUUUGAAAUAGCAUAUAAGGAAGUUUUAGCCAAACAUUUCGCUUCAGAUAUAAUUAUAUAAUAAUAAUAGUAAAAUUUAAUAUUAUGUGUUUUAUAAAAAGUAAUUACUAUAAUAUGUUACAAAUUAAUGUAAUCUUAUAUAAUAUAAAAAAUUGGCAUGAGAGAGCAUUCAUUAAAUUAGUCAUAACUCAUUGUAAGUCUUGUAUAUAUCCAUCACUUGCAUCAACUGAUUCUCAAAUAUUUUCAAAAAAGAAGAAAUUUACUUGCGUGUAGCUCGAAAUAGAAACAAUGGUAUAAUAAAGCUUCUAUCAAAUAUUAGA